This is a messenger RNA of Ilex paraguariensis (yerba mate), 1272 nucleotides long. Lineage: Eukaryota; Viridiplantae; Streptophyta; Magnoliopsida; Aquifoliales; Aquifoliaceae. The record is from the annotation of a GenBank genome assembly.
AUGGUGUUUGAGAAAGAUGAAGCAAGCUCAUCCUCCGCCCACCUCCCGAGAGAAAACUCCCCACUUCUCACCGAAACCCAUCGACUCUCCUCCCAACCCAAGACCUUCGCCAAUGUUUUCAUCGCCAUAGUCGGCUCAGGCGUCCUCGGUCUCCCCUACACCUUCAAGAGAACCGGUUGGGUCAUGGGCCUCCUCAUGCUCUUCUCCGUCGCCUACCUUACAUACCACUGCAUGAUGCUCCUCGUUCACACUCGCCGGAGACUCGAAACCCACCUCAAUCUGGCCAAAAUCACCUCCUUUGGCGACCUCGGCUUCGCCGUCUGUGGAUCCAUCGGCCGAUUUUCCGUCGACGCCAUGAUUGUUCUCUCCCAAGCUGGGUUCUGCGUGAGCUACAUGAUUUUCAUGGCCACUACCUUGGCAAAUAUAAUCAAUUAUUCUCCAUCAAAUCCAAACCCCAAAAUCAUGGGUUUAUCCCCAAAAAUUGUGUAUAUCUGGAGUAUAUUUCCAUUCCAACUGGGUUUGAAUUCGAUUCCAACACUGACCCAUUUGGCUUCUCUGAGCAUUUUCGCAGAUGUGGUGGAUAUUGGAUCUAUGGUUGUUGUUAUGGUGGAAGAUGUUAUGACUUUUCUCAAGAACAGGCCUGUUUUGCACGCAUUUGGAGGGUUGAAUGUUUUUAUUUAUGGUCUUGGGGUGGCUGUUUAUGCUUUUGAAGGGGUUGGAAUGGUUUUGCCUUUGGAAUCAGAGAUGAAACAGAAGAACAAGUUUGGGAAAAUCUUGGGUUUGUCAAUGGCUUUCAUUUCUCUAAUGUAUGGGGGAUUUGGAGUUCUGGGUUACUUUGCUUUUGGUGAGGACACCAAGGAUAUAAUCACUACCAAUUUUGGGCAUGGCUUUGUGAGUGUUUUGGUUCAGAUUGGCCUGUGUAUAAACUUGUUCUUCACUGUUCCAUUGAUGAUGAACCCGGUUUAUGAGGUGGUGGAGAGGAGGUUUUGUGAUGGAAGAUACUGUCUGUGGCUGAGGUGGGUAAUGGUUUUGGGGGUGAGUUUGGUGGCACUUUUGGUACCUAAUUUUGCAGAUUUCUUGUCUCUGGUGGGCAGUAGUGUUUGCGUUGUUUUGGGGUUUGUGUUGCCUGCUUUGUUUCACUUGAUGGUGUACAAGGAAGUUUUGGGUUGGUAUGGGUUGGGUUUGGAUGGGAUAAUUAUUGUGUUUGGUGUGGUUUUUGCAAUAUCUGGAAGUUGGUCUUCCUUGUUGGAGAUAUUUUCAGACAAGGCAUGA